CAGCCAAUUGGAGCUUGGUCUCUCUCUCUCCUCCAGUCAGCAAAAAGUACACCCACCACCCCUAGACUCUGCCAAUUGACCAAAGCCACGACCUAUCACCUCACCAACUACCCCCAGGCCCAGCCAAUCAGCCAGGGCCAUGACCAUCACCCCACAAACCACCCUAGAAACCCAUAAAAUCUUUGUUCUUGGAAAACUCGCUCUCUCUCUGGCACCUGGCCACUGCAUUGGCGUGGGUGUGAGAUUGAGCUCGGGCUAGCUCGAAUAAAGGCUCUUUGCUUUUGCACCCAUGUUGGCUCCUUGGUGGUCUCCUUGGGAAUCGCAACUUUGGGCACAACAUUUUGGGGGCUCAUCCGGGAUCCCGGAGACCCCCAGGACUCCCGACCUGGGGGGCCUAGUGCCGGCUGGGCAGACCCCACACCCAAAGUCUUGGCCCUACAAGGUCCGGUCCCAAAGUCUCAGAGAGACUCAGGACCUAAAGAAACCAAACCAUCCCUUUACCCAGUUCUGCAGGACAUCAGCUCAGAGGAGUUGAUCUUUCCACCACCCUAUCAGCCCCUCCCAACUGCCCCACCAGCAGAGCCAGCAGAACCAGAUGGAGGGGAACCAGUUCCGGAAGAACCGGUUCCUGUUCCUGGAAGAGGAGUGCCUGCGCACGGACCUGCGGCGGGGACACAGGGCCAGGUCCAUUGGGCAGCUCUCAGUCAAGGACCCACUGACUCAACUGUCCUUCCCCUGCGUGCCGCAGGGCCCCCUGAUGAAAAAGGAGAACGGCCAAUGCACUAUUGGCCAUUCUCCACUAGCGACCUCUAUAAGUGGAGAAUUCAGAAUGCUAAGUUCUCAGAAAAUCCCAAAGAUCUUAUUAACCUCUUAGACACUGUUCUUUUUACCCAUCAGCCCACUUGGGAUGAUUGUCAACAGCUCUUACAGGUUCUUUUUACCACUGAGGAGAGAGGAAGGAUCCAGGUGGAAGCCCGGAAGUCAGUUCUGGGCGACAAUAGACAGCCCACCCAGAACCCAGAGCUCAUCAAUGCUGCUUUUCCCCUCUCUCAUCCAAACUGGAACUACAAUUCAGCAGAAGGUAAGGAGAGACUCCAGGUCUAUUGCCAGACUCUGUUGGCAGGUAUCAGGGCGGCUUCAUGCAAGCCCACUAAUUUGGCUAAGGUAUAUAAUGUACAACAAGGCAGGGAUGAAAGCCCAGUGGCAUUUCUAGAGAGAAUCAUGGAGGCUUUUAGACAAUACACCCCCAUGGAUCCUGAAGCUCCAGAGAACAGGGCUGCUAUAGUUAUGGCUUUCGUUAACCAAGCCGCUCCAUACAUAAAGAGAAAAUUACAGAGAGUGGAGAGAUUAGGAGAAAAGAACUUGCAGGACCUGGUAGUGGUGGCAGAAAGAGUUUUUAAUAAUUGAGAGAGCCCAGAAGAACUACAGAUGAGAAUAAACGACCGCCAAACUCGAAACUUGGCUAAAAUACUGCUGGCUACAACUGCAGAUAAUCCUCAGGAGCGACAGAGACACCUUAAGAAACUGGCCAAUGGAUAAGGUAAGGAAGACCUCACCCGAGGGAACUGCCCCAAGUUAAAUAAGAACCAGUGUGCCUAUUGCAAAGAGGAAGGCCACUGGGUCAAAGACUGUCCUAACAAAAGACCCAAAAAGGCCCCCAUUACUAUCCUGGGUACCGAAGGCAUUGAUGACUAGGGGCGACAGGGUUCGGCACCCCUCCCCGAGCCCAGGGUAACCCUAAAAGUGGAGGGGCAACCUAUAGAAUUCCUUGUGGACACCGGAGCUCAGCACUCUGUUCUAUUAAAACCCCAGGGGAAAUUGGCAGAUAAAACCUCAUGGGUACAGGGAGCUACUGGGAUGAAACAAUAUUCAUGGACUACCCGAAGAACAGUGGACCUCGGCGUGGGCCAGGUAUCCCACUCGUUCAUGGUCAUCCCAAAAUGCCCCUACCCCUUAUUAGGCUGAGACUUGCUCACCAAGGUGGGGGCACAAAUCAGCUUCCACCCAGAAGGAACAAAAAUUCUAGACAAAGAAGGAUGUCCAAUACAGGUGCUCACUAUAAGUCUCAAAGAUGAGUACCGUCUGCACCAGGCACCCUUACCACCAAUGCAUGACUUAGAAUAUUGGCUACAGACAUUUCCCCAAGCUUGGGCUGAGACAGGGGGAGUGGGAUUAGCUCAACAUAGGCCGGAAAUAUUUAUAGAACUGAAAUCAGGCGCGGAUCCAGUCAGGGUCCGGCAAUACCCGAUGGCACUCGAAGCAAGAGCUGGAAUCACUCCACACAUUAGAAGGUUACUCAAGUUAAGCAUACUGAGACCUUGCCAGUCAGCAUGGAAUACCCCCCUAUUACCAGUCCGAAAGCCA
Manis pentadactyla (Chinese pangolin) is the source of this 2364-nucleotide messenger RNA. RefSeq lists its product as uncharacterized. The record is from RefSeq and is a predicted model, not a curated record. The coding region runs from base 778 to 1407 and encodes 209 amino acids. Gene Ontology annotation, biological process: virion assembly. The transcript is spliced from 2 exons. Lineage: Eukaryota; Metazoa; Chordata; Mammalia; Pholidota; Manidae.